Molecule: messenger RNA, 1059 nt
Organism: Zonotrichia leucophrys gambelii
Lineage: Eukaryota; Metazoa; Chordata; Aves; Passeriformes; Passerellidae
Gene: RAB29
Product: RAB29, member RAS oncogene family
Exons: 5
Coding region: 68-685 (205 amino acids)
Biological process (GO): phagosome-lysosome fusion; endosome to lysosome transport
Cellular component (GO): late endosome; trans-Golgi network; phagocytic vesicle
Molecular function (GO): GTP binding; GTPase activity
Source: RefSeq, a predicted model, not a curated record
CCCCGGGCGGGCGCGGCGCUGCCCCGGCUGAGGCUCACAUGAGCCAGCGGGGCCGGGCCGGGCCGGGAUGGGGCAGCGCGAUCGGAUGUUCAAGGUGCUCGUGGUGGGCGACGCCACGGUGGGCAAGACCUCGCUGGUGCAGCGCUACGCCAACGACAGCUUCAACCGGCACUACAAAUCCACCGUGGGCGUGGAUUUUGCCCUGAAGGUGGUUCAGUGGUCGGAGUCGGAGACGGUUCGGCUGCAGCUGUGGGACAUUGCAGGGCAGGAACGUUUCACCUCCAUGACCCGCCUGUACUACAGGGAGGCCUCAGGCUGUGUCAUCAUGUUUGAUGUCACCAACAGCAGCACCUUCAGCAACAGCCACAAGUGGAAGCAGGACCUGGACAGCAAACUGGUGCUGCCAGAUGGGAGCCCCGUGCCCUGCCUGCUGCUGGCCAACAAGUGUGACCUCUCCCCGUGGGCAGUGACCAGGGAGGAAAUCGACAGGUUCAGCAAAGAAAAUGGAUUUUCAGGGUGGGUGGAGACGUCUGUGAAGGAAAACAAAAACAUCAACGAGUCCAUGAGGGUUCUGAUUGAGAAGAUGAUGUGCUCACCCUCGGGCGAUGGCAGCUCCUGCUCUGCUGGCGCUGGGGAUUACAUCAACAUCCAGGAGAGCUCUGCUCCGGGCUGGGCCUGCUGCUGAGGCCGUGCCUUCAUCAUCAUCAUCAUCAUCAUCGUCAUCGUCAUCGUCAUGGUCACCUGUCCCUGCACUGCCCCUGGUUUGGGGCUUUUUCCUGGGAUUUUGAGCUUUUCCGUGGCUGUUUGCUGAGCACAGCCCUGGGCAGUGCCUUGGAGCGAGGGCGGGAGGAAGAGGAGGGUUGAGGGUUGAUGUUCUUCAUUUGGGAAUAAUCCUCAUUUUGGGAAUAUCCCUCAUUUUGGGAUUAUCCCUCAUUUGGGAAUAUUCCUGAUUUGGGAAUGUUCCUCAUUGGGAAUAUUCCUCAUUGGGAAUAUUGCCAAUUUGGGAAUAUUCCUCAUUUGGGAAUGUUCCUCAUUGGGAAUAUUGCUAAUUUGGGAAUG